AUGCCCUUUACGGACAUCUUUCGAAGAGCAUCUACUUACAUUUUGCGCACUGAAGAGGAAAUGUUGAAGGAGGAGCCUUACGAGGAUAAUGAAAUUUUGUUCUGCAAGAAUAAUGUUUGCGUUCAUCCCCCUGCCACCGCUAGACAGGAUACCGAUAUUCUACAUAAUCCUGGUUAUUUAACUAUCACAACUAAAGUUUUUGUUGAUCAAUACACAGAAAGCAAAAGACCCACGUUGUUUUUGACUUGGCUACCCAACGCAGCUUUGUCAAAAUACCCGACCACGUUACAAAACUCAUUAAGUUUAAAAAGUUACCAUAAACAAACUAGCAUGGAGAGUUUGGCUUCGAAUGAUUCCAGUAGUAGUUUUUACGAAAGACCUGCUAGUAUUGAGUUGAAAAGUACAAACCCCUUCCUUAACUUCGACGAAAAAUUAGACCGGGAUACAAGCGAUUCUAUAUCUUCGGAAGAUAGCGACAAACAAGGAACGAUAAUCAACAUAAACGUCGAUAUAUCCAACCCAGAAAUAGAAAUUAUAACCACACCAGAUUCAGUUAAGGAUAUACACGAACAUUUUGAAUUCUCUCGGUCAGCAUCUAUCACCUCCAGUGACAGCCAGUUUCACUGGAUUACAACUCCAGAGUUCUUAGCACAAAAACACAAUUUAAUUUUCCCAGAGUCAACCAAUAACUCACCCAUAUUGCCAUCGAAGAGAAACAACCACGUGUGUAGAAGAUUCAGUGUGGAUUUAAGUCAAAUGAGAUCUCUUAGAUUGUUUUUUAACGAUAACAGUUGCACAUGUGGACAGCUAGUUGUUGCGUCAAGGGAGUCUCAAUAUAAAAUCUUGCAUUUUCAUCAUGGAGGACUAGAUCAUCUUGCUCAAGUGUUACACCAGUGGCACUCGUUGCUGCAUAACAUAAAAUUAGCAAAAGGCUGUGAAGAUAACUUGCCGUAUCGCCAUUUUAUGGUUUGUAGACCAGAAGUUUCCGAUUUGGAAUUGCACCCUGAAGAAGGACAAGUACCAAAGUUAAGCGAAGAAAUAUUUAGGAGCUUAUUUAACGAAUGCGGACAACUGGAAGAUGAUUUAACUCUGAGAAAAUACCUUUUCUUUUCUGGAAUGGAUAGAACUAUAAGAAAAGAUGUUUGGCCAUUUUUGCUACAUGUUUAUCCAUACCAAAGUACUUUUGAGGAAAGAAGUCAAAUCGUGGAACUAAGAAGACAAGAAUACGAAGAAAUAACUAGAAGGCGUCUGGAUUUAAAUGAAAAUCAACAGAAUCAAUUCAGAAGGAAAGUACAAAGUGUUGUAGAAAAGGAUGUAGUGAGGACUGAUAGAGGGAAUCCUUUCUUUUCUGGAGAUGAUAAUCCUAAUUUGGUUAUUAUGAAGAAUAUUUUGUUAAACUAUGCUAUAUACAAUUCUGGAUUAGGUUACACCCAAGGCAUGAGCGACCUAUUGGCCCCAGUCCUAUGCGAACUGAAAGACGAAGUAGCAGCCUUCUGGUGCUUUGUAGGACUCAUGCAAAGGGCCGUAUUUGUGGCCACACCCACCGACAGAGACAUGGACAGAUCCCUGCGGUACCUCCGAGAACUUAUCCGCCUAAUGGUGCCCCGAUUCUACGUGCAUUUGGAAAAGCACAAGGAUGCCAUGGAGUUGCUUUUUUGUCACCGGUGGAUUCUGCUUUGUUUCAAGAGGGAGUUUACCGAAGCGGUUGCGUUAAGGAUGUGGGAGGCUUGCUGGGCGAACUAUUUGACUGAUUAUUUUCAUUUGUUCCUGUGUUUGGCGAUCAUAUGCGUAUAUGCCGACGAUGUUAUUGCUCAAGAUUUGAGAGCUGAUGAGAUGUUGUUGCAUUUUAGUUCACUAGCAAUGUAUAUGGACGGUCUUGUGAUAAUAAGAAAAGCCAGAGGAUUACUACAUCAAUUUAGGCAGCUUAGAGAAAUUCCGUGUACUUUAACAGGACUUUGCACAAGAUGCGGCCCAGGCAUAUGGGACAGCUCACACAGUCCCAGAAUUUAUUGUGAAGGGCACGAAAACCAUGGAUUUUGCAGCAAUUGUAUUAAAUAA
Brassicogethes aeneus is the source of this 2058-nucleotide messenger RNA. The record is from the annotation of a GenBank genome assembly. NCBI's taxonomy places the organism in Eukaryota, Metazoa, Arthropoda, Insecta, Coleoptera, Nitidulidae.